AUGAAGAAGAAUGAACAGAAACUUUUACUAAAUGAGCAGGACUCUGCUGGUCAAGUCCCUAUAUCUUCCACCACCAAGCUUCGCCAACAACUGAUAAGGCAUGGCGCUCAGGUUGCGAUGAAUCCAUGGGGUCGGUUGCCAAAAGACCAGAAAGAUGUCGCUAUUCGGUGGUACAACUCUCUGCUGGAAUCCGAAGAGAACGAUAAUAAGGACAAUGAUGAGGACAACGAUGAGGAAAAUGAUGAGGACAAUGAUGAGGACAAUGAUGAGGACAAUGAUGAGGACAAGGGAAGCGAUGAUAACGAGGACGGUGAUGAGAAUACUGCGCCAAACUAA
Messenger RNA from Penicillium robsamsonii, 336 nucleotides. RefSeq lists its product as uncharacterized. The transcript is spliced from 2 exons. Bases 1 to 336 code for a protein of 111 amino acids. Lineage: Eukaryota; Fungi; Ascomycota; Eurotiomycetes; Eurotiales; Aspergillaceae. The record is from RefSeq and is a predicted model, not a curated record.